Thyridium curvatum is the source of this 1209-nucleotide messenger RNA. RefSeq lists its product as uncharacterized. Bases 1 to 1209 code for a protein of 402 amino acids. Lineage: Eukaryota; Fungi; Ascomycota; Sordariomycetes; Thyridiales; Thyridiaceae. The transcript is spliced from 4 exons. The record is from RefSeq and is a predicted model, not a curated record.
AUGGCGGCCUCACUUAACAUGGACGAGGUGAGAGGCGCCUUCCCCGCACUCAAGACAGACCAGAUCUUCCUCGACAAUGCCGGUGGCAGCCAAACCCUCGGAACCGUGGCCGAAGCGAUCACCGACUGGCUGCACACUUCCAACGUCCAGCUGGGAGCGACCUACGCCGUCGGCAAGGCAGCCACGGACAAGUACAAGGCCGGGUACGCCGCGGCGGCAAAGUAUGUGAACGCCCCUGUGGACGAAGUCGUCAAACAAAAAGUGCUUGGUCCAUCCACAACGCAGCUGUUCCGCAACUUGUCAUACUCGUUGAACUUCAACCCGGGCGACGAGCUCGUCGUGUCCGCCAUCGACCACGAGGCCAACAUCGCGCCGUGGGUCGACCUCGCCGCCCGGCAGCAGCUGACCCUCAAGUGGUGGCGGCCGGACUCGACCGUGAACCCCAAGCUCACGGCCGAGGGCGUGGGUCCCCUCCUGUCGGACCGCACCCGCCUCGUGGCCUUCACGCACGCGAGCAACAUCCUCGGCACCAUCCACGACGUCCGCGGCAUCUCCAAGCUGGUCCACGCCGUCGUGCCGCAGGCCAUCGUGGUCGUCGACGCCGUCGCGUACGCGCCGCACCGGGCCGUCGACGUGCAGGCGCUCGGGUGCGACGUGUACGCCUUCUCGUGGUACAAGGUGUACGGGCCGCACCUGUCGAUGCUCUGGGCCGGCCGCCGGGCGCAGGCGGCGAUGCGCUCGCUGGGCCACUUCUUCAACCCGAGCGCGUCGCUGGCGGACAAGCUCGGGCUGGGGUCCGCGAGCUACGAGCUCGUCCCGUCGCUGCCGGCGGUGGUCGAGUACAUGAAGGGCAAGGAGGAGGCGAUCGUGGCGCACGAGGCGAAGCUGCAGGGCUUGCUGCUCGACUACCUGAAGUCGAGGCGCGGUGUGGUUGUGCAUGGAGAGACAAGCUCUGAUCCAAUGCUGCGAGUGGCCACGGUGAGCUUCACGGUCGAGGGAUUCGACUCGCAAUCAUUUGUCGAGCAGGUUGAGAAAGACUCGAACCUCGGGUUCAGAUGGGGCUCUUUCUACUCCAACCGGCUCGUUGAAGACUUCCUCGGCCUUGGCAAGACCGGUGUCGUGAGAGUCGGUAUGGUCCAUUACAACACUGAGGAAGAAAUCCAGAUUCUCAUUGCUGCCUUUGACAAGUUCCUAUGCCCACGGGAGUGA